AUGGACUCUGAACUUCCAUCCCAAUACCGUGGCCUGGUCUUCGAAUCCGUCUCAAAGGAUCUGAGUGGCCUUCAUAUUCAAUCACUACCGACCCCACGAGCUGAAACAGGCAGCGCCAUUGUCCGCGUUCUUGGUGCCAGCGUGCUGUCUUAUCAACGGGAUAUUUACGAUGGGAAGCGCGAUUACCCUCUUCCGAAGCCCCUGAUUGGCGGGUUUAGUGCAAUUGGACGCAUUGUCGCAGUGGGAUCCGAUGCAGUGGCCUUGCAACCAGGCAAUUUGGUGUAUGUCGAUUCCGUCAUUCGUGGACGCGACGAUGUCGACGCUGUAAUACUGUCUGCAAUCUCGGAUGGAUUCAAUGAGCGAGGCGCAAAACUUAUGAAAGACGUCUGGCGUAACGGAACAUUUGCAGAAUUCGCCAAGUUCCCCUUGGAAAAUUGCGUCCCUCUCAAUGAAUCAAAGUUACUUCAGGACCUGGGUUACAAUAUUCUGGACCUUGUUUACAUCAGCUAUCUCCUCGUGUCUUAUGGCGGUCUACGGGAUAUCAAAAUUGAACCUGGUGAGACUGUCAUUGUUUCCCCAGCAACUGGUGGAUUCGGGGGUGCUGGUGUUCAAGUUGCCAUUGCUAUGGGUGCCAGUGUUAUUGCGAUGGGCCGGGAUGAGCAGGAACUGGAGAGACUCAAAGCAUAUGUCAUGGAGGGCACUCCUGGUGCCAAUAUCGAGACAGUCAAGAUUACGGGGGAUGAGGAGAAGGAUUUGUUAGCACUUCAAGCCUUUGGAACUAUUGACGCUGUGUUGGAUCUUUCGCCACCUGCUGCAAGCAAAUCGCCACACUUAAACAGUGCUAUUAGAGCAAUCCGACGCAAGGGUCGCAUCAGCCUUAUGGGAGGCUUUAUGGAUGGCCCUAUACCAAGUUUCGAGCUCAUUGCGAAAGACAUCACUGUCAAAGGCAAAUUCAUGUAUGAGAGAGAAGACAUAUCACAGUUUGUGAAGAUGCUAGAAAAUGGCCGAUUUCCACGUGGCAAGAACUUUGUCAAAGUGAAGAGCUUUUCUCUAGAUGAGUGGAGGACUGCACUUGACGUGGCAGCUGAGUAUACUGGAAUUGGGAGAUCCGUGGUCAUUGUCCCAUAG
Penicillium taxi is the source of this 1128-nucleotide messenger RNA. Its product is annotated as NAD(P)-binding protein. Gene Ontology annotation, cellular component: mitochondrion. Gene Ontology annotation, molecular function: oxidoreductase activity. The transcript has a single exon. The coding region runs from base 1 to 1128 and encodes 375 amino acids. NCBI's taxonomy places the organism in Eukaryota, Fungi, Ascomycota, Eurotiomycetes, Eurotiales, Aspergillaceae. The record is from RefSeq and is a predicted model, not a curated record.